Messenger RNA from Physella acuta, 1212 nucleotides. RefSeq lists its product as uncharacterized. NCBI's taxonomy places the organism in Eukaryota, Metazoa, Mollusca, Gastropoda, Physidae. The record is from RefSeq and is a predicted model, not a curated record.
AUGUGUGAUAUUGGGGACGGGGGAGAUGAAACACCAGGAAAACGAUGUUCAUCAGCCAGUACCUGCACAGGCAACGGGUACACAGGUCAAUGCCCCUCCGGUUCACCUCAAGUCUGUACCUGUGAUAAGAAUUUUGUUGCGCGAGGAGAAACCUGCAGUCUUGUGAAGCCCACGAUUACCCGUGAUCCAUCUGGAACCAUUUUUGGUGAAGGCGGUGACUACACUCUCUCGUGUGAAACUGGAUCAGCUGACGUCACUGGCGUGACCUUCGUCUGGAAAAAAAACGGAGUUGAUACGGCUAUCACUAAAUCGUAUACAAUUACUGGAGCAUCAGCAGCCACACAUGAUGGUAACUAUACCUGCACCAUCACGUACAGCGGGGUCUCAAGCACAAGCGAUGCGUUAGAUGUAACCAUCGAAGCUCCAGGCAAACGAUGUACACAAGACACUAACUGUCUAUUCAAAGAAUAUGCAGGAAUAUGUUCUUUGACAUCACCAAGAAUCUGCGAUUGCUUGUCUCAUUACAAGUUGAAAGGCGAAGCGUGUGUCUUUAUAACGCCAUCAAUCAGCCGUGUGACUGCUGGCGAUGUGUAUGCUGAAGGAGGCGAUUACGCCCUUAUUUGCAACACUGAUUCGAGUAUAAAUACGGGCAUGACAUACGUUUGGAGCAAAGACGGUAAUGAUACUACUAUUGUAUCUGAAACUUACACCAUAACUGGAGUAACAGCAGCCAAAGAUGGUGGAAGCUACACCUGCACAAUUACCUACAAUGGAGAUUCAUCGACAAGUCUUUCGUUUCCUGUUACAGUUUCAGCUCCAGGUAAACGGUGUACAACAAACACUGACUGUACAGGCAAUGGGUACACAGGAACAUGUACCACAACAACACUAAAAUUCUGCUCGUGCACAGCUCAUUACAAGCUGAUUGGCGAAUCGUGUGUCUUUGUUAAACCAACAAUUAUCAGAAUGACUGCUGGCUCUAUAUAUGGUGAAGGUGGUGACUACAUUCUAAUGUGUGAUAUUGGUUCAAGUAAUACCACAGGAGUGACAUUCCUUUGGAAAAAUACCGAGUUCAAGACAAUAAGCAGAGGUGGCUGGAUAGCUGGGGCCAGCAACCCAUCUAGGAGAGGAAACUCAAACCUCAAACAGAAGCAACAAAUAUACCUACACCAACAUAAAAGCAUUACUAUAAUAUUCAUGAAAUAUAAUUAA